AUGGGGGUGAUUUCCAUCGUGCCCCACAUGGCUGCACAGCAUCCUGGGGAAGGCAAAAACCAGGCUGAAAAUGUUGGUUUCUUCUCCAGCAACGUGCAGGCUCUGGCUGCGGAGAAGCCUCCGUGGGAUGUGGGGAGGCAGCCGUCAGGCAAGAUCCUCUCGCUGGACAGGCAAGGGGCCAAGAAAGUGCUGGAGAUCUACGUCAGCCGCUCGCUGAGCUGCUGCGAAAACUCGCUAAUGGCCAAAAAAACGCUUCAGAAGAGAGCCGGACGCCGAGGGAGGAAGGCAGAUGGGCUGCAACGGUCGAAAAGUGACUUCUGCGAGUAUUUGUGUGGCAAACCUGGCCCCAAGAAGGACCAGGAGGAGGGACCCAAAGUACCGGACCUGGAUGAGGCUCUGGAUGAUGAGAGCAAAGCUCCCGGGGAGGUCCCUAAAGAGGAGCCGGAGCCCAAGAGGAAAAGCACAAAAAACUCUUCCCAGGGCAAAACCCAACGCACCUGGUUCAAAAGUUUCUUAAAUUUCCUCAUCAAGAAGAGCCCUGAGGAAGCCCUGAAGAAGAGACCCAGCCUCAAGAAGGUUUUCUCCUUCAAGAAGCAUGCGGAGGAGGAGUGGGGAGAGGCAGCAGCUGGGGUGAGGACCAAGCGACCUGGCUGCCUUCCACUGCGGCACAUCCAGGCACCGGCCACGCCAGACGAAGCCAUCAGGAGAAUUGUCGCCCUUCUCCAGAGUGCAGGAGAUGAGCUGGACAGGCAGGUGAAAGAAGACGCACGGCUACGGAUGUUCUUCAAAGACAUGUCCUACAGCUCCUUCAAGAACUUGGCUGAUGCCUAUGUCCACAAGGAAAUGACGGCCAGCAGACCCGACAUCAACCCCCAAGAGAUCCAGUUUGCCUUCACGGUGCACCUCACGGCUAAGGUGGCGGGCAUCUGCAACCAGGCAGUGAACAGGAUCAUGGGCUUCGGCACCCGCUACCUGGAAGAUUCAUUUGCACCCUUGUCCUACAGCAAAAUUCUGCAGGGGACCGUGCUGGGGCUGUGA
Messenger RNA from Balearica regulorum gibbericeps (East African grey crowned-crane), 1038 nucleotides. The record is from RefSeq and is a predicted model, not a curated record. NCBI's taxonomy places the organism in Eukaryota, Metazoa, Chordata, Aves, Gruiformes, Gruidae.